AUGGAUUCGACACUGCAUGAGGUUUGGCAGGCGGCAGCUGGCUCGCCCUUCAUCCCCACUGUUGGCAAGGGCAGUCAAUUCUGGGUCGCCUUCGUUCUGCUGGUCAUUGGCUUCUUCCUGACCGGCGCUUUCGCGCUGAACCGCUCACUCGUGAAUUUGCCCGUCCUCGCUGUUCCAGCGUCCCUGGCACUUGCGUUUGGCGUGGUUUACAUGUUCUGUGCGGUCGGAGUCUACGUCUAA
This is a messenger RNA of Chaetomium strumarium, 240 nucleotides long. RefSeq lists its product as uncharacterized. Gene Ontology annotation, biological process: protein N-linked glycosylation. The transcript has 3 exons. Lineage: Eukaryota; Fungi; Ascomycota; Sordariomycetes; Sordariales; Chaetomiaceae. The coding region runs from base 1 to 240 and encodes 79 amino acids. The record is from RefSeq and is a predicted model, not a curated record.